This is a messenger RNA of Cornus florida, 636 nucleotides long. RefSeq lists its product as uncharacterized. The record is from RefSeq and is a predicted model, not a curated record. Bases 1 to 636 code for a protein of 211 amino acids. Lineage: Eukaryota; Viridiplantae; Streptophyta; Magnoliopsida; Cornales; Cornaceae. The transcript has a single exon.
AUGUGGCAACACCAAGGACUGACUGAGGUUUUGGCUGAUGACAAGGGGUUCUUUAUUUUCAAGUUUGCCUCGGAAAUGGAGUGUAAUAACAUCUUGGCCAAUGGCCCUUGCAUGGUCAUGGGGAAACCUAUGUUUUUGAAAAAAUGGAAGAAAGGCAUGGUACUCAAUCAGGAUUCCUAUAGAUUCAUUCCCCUAUGGAUCAAGUUCUAUAAUAUUCUAUUUGAGUUUUGGACAGCAAAGGGCUUCAGUUAUGUUAUCAGUGCUGUGGGGAGACCUUUAUUUGCUAAUAAACUCAUUGAAACCAAGAAGAGAUUAAGCUACGCAAGGCUGUGUGUGGAGGUGGAUGCCACAAAACCCUUUAUUGAGGAUUUCUUGCUUGAAGCUGAGGAUGGGGUAUGGAUUGACAUCAAGGUUGAGUUCCAAUGGAAGCCUAUGGUGUGCUCUUCAUGUCAGUGCUUUGGCCACCUUGACUCCAGAUGCCCUGUCAAGAAAAUUAUAACCAAGUUGGUGAAUAUUGAGGCUCCUGUGACCAUGGAAGGACCUAUUGUGCAGGAAGAUAAAGAUUUUACCACUACCAAGGUAACAGCAACUCCUGCUAGUAAUGUAGGUACUGCAAUGGCAGCUACUAUUGGCUAG